Molecule: messenger RNA, 921 nt
Organism: Tetrapisispora phaffii CBS 4417
Lineage: Eukaryota; Fungi; Ascomycota; Saccharomycetes; Saccharomycetales; Saccharomycetaceae
Gene: VPS29
Product: retromer subunit VPS29
Exons: 1
Coding region: 1-921 (306 amino acids)
Biological process (GO): retrograde transport, endosome to Golgi; intracellular protein transport
Cellular component (GO): endosome; retromer complex
Source: RefSeq, a predicted model, not a curated record
AUGUUAGUUCUUGCUUUAGCAGACGCUCAUAUUCCUGAUCGAGCCAUUGAUAUUCCAGAUAAAUUUAAGAAGUUAUUAAACGUUCCAGAUAAGAUUUCACAAGUGUUACUGUUGGGAAAUUGCACGAAGUCACAUAGUUUUAAUGAAUUUAUUUCAAACAUUUCACCAAAUGUAGCUGUUGUUCGUGGCGAAUUCGAUAAUGCAACAUACCCUGUAGUACAGAAAAAGAAUAAUAAAGAACAGGUAGUAAAUGUGGAUAUUCCAAUGAGUGCUGUGAUAAAAGUAGGAGAGUUUAAAAUUGGGUGUUACAGUGGCUAUACUAUCAUUCCAAAAAAUGACCCUCUGUCGAUGCUUGCUGUUACUAGGCAACUCGAUGUGGAUAUUUUGCUAUGGGGUGGCACACACAACGUUGAGGCAUACACAUUAGAGGAUAAGUUUUUUGUCAACCCUGGGAGCUGCACAGGGGCAUUUAAUACUGAUUGGCCAGUCAACUUGAACAACGAUGAUGAACAAACAGAAUUAAAUAAUGAUAUUCCCGUAUCGACGUUAAAUGGUAAAGAUGCCUCUGUGGAAAAACCACCUACUGCAACUGAGCCCACUGCUGAUGCAAAGGGGAGCGUUACAGAUGAAACAACGGAAGAUACGUUAGUGAAAGAAGGGAAAGAUAAGGAUACUAAUAUAAUGACAAACAGCGAUGUGAAGGAUAGCGAAAAUGAAAACGAAAAUAGUACAAUUAAUGGAAAUGUUACGUCGGAACUCUCAUUAGAUCUUGAUAUAUCAGAGUUCGAUAUAGACGGUUCAAAUGUUCCAAGUUUUUGUCUGCUUGACAUCCAAGGAGCCACAUGUACGUUGUAUAUAUAUCUGCAUAUAGAUGGGGAAGUAAAGGUUGAUAAAGUUGUAUACGAAAAAGUAUAUAAUUAG